CACAGGGACCUUAUUAGUUCACUUUCUUCUCCAUAAAAAAAAGAAAAAGAAAUCAUACAAUGAAUUUUUCAACCUUUUCCAUCUUAUUGUUCUCUCUUUCCUUGAUCAUAGUUUCUCAUGCUCCUUUGCCAACAUCAGGACUAACCUUGCAUGAAACUAUAUGCAAGGAAACCAAGGAGAACGAGGCAAGGUGCCUUGCACUUCUCAAAGAAGAUCCUAAAAUCGCUGCUGCUAAAGACAUCACUGAGCUUACAAAACUCAUCCUUAAGCUAGCCCUAAAAAAGGGCACAGAAACCCAAAAUUUCCUAAAAGAUAUGAUGAAAACAGACCCUUCACCAGACCUUAAACAAUGUGCAACUACCCUCUACGAUGGAGUCAUUGGAUCAUUCAAAAGUGCUUUGGGUGAAUUGGGUGAGGAUGAUAUGACAGCAAGUUAUGAUGCUGGAGUUGCCAGUGAUGGACCUUCAACUUGUGAAAGGGCAUUGAAUGCAGCAAAGACAAAUCCUUCUAUUGCAGCUCAUGACAAAGACAUCUUAUUGCUCAGUGCAAUUGCAUUUAAAUCCAUUGAGAAACUACCCUCUUAAUUAAGAGUAUAUAUAAUGUGAUUCAUUAUAUCAUUGCUAUAGGAGAAGGGUGUUGUCAAAUGUUUAGGUUUCCAUUGUUAGUGUCUCGUGUGGAAGGAUGCAAAUCAAUCAAACCAUGCAUUUCUCUAUUAUA
This is a messenger RNA of Vigna angularis (adzuki bean), 717 nucleotides long. RefSeq lists its product as uncharacterized. The record is from RefSeq and is a predicted model, not a curated record. The transcript has a single exon. Gene Ontology annotation, molecular function: enzyme inhibitor activity. The coding region runs from base 60 to 584 and encodes 174 amino acids. Lineage: Eukaryota; Viridiplantae; Streptophyta; Magnoliopsida; Fabales; Fabaceae.